AUGCUUCCCAACAGAAAAAACCAAUCCAACUGUUUAUCUCGAUGGUGGAAUCAAAACUACCAUCAUCAAAAACGUCUCGAAUCAUUUCUUGAACAUGCACUUUUUCAUCUUUUUAUCAUCAUACUAGUCGUUGCAGAAUGUGCAUCUGUUAUAACCGAAAUUCUUCUUUAUAGUGUUAAACGUCAGUAUGAAUGUCACAAUCCUCAGUAUUCUUAUUCAAGGGCUGAUAUAGAGAAGAAAACGCAUCAUCUUGACCAUGGAAUUGAAAUAUGUCACUAUGUGUCAUUGAGCAUCUUAUCGAUAUUUAUGAUCGAAUUGCUUUCAAAAAUAUAUGCACUCGGUUUUCAUUACUGGAAUUGCAAAGAAAAUCAUAAAUUAGAUUAUUUUGAUGCAUUUUUGGCAGUUGUUUCAUUUUCAACAGAAGUUUAUUUUCUGAUUGUUGACAAAGAAUCUAUUAUUGCGCACUCAGCUGCUCUUAUUGUGAUACUUCGUUUGUGGCAUCUUUUAAGAAUUGCUAACGCUGUAGCGCGAUGUCUUCAGAAAGGUGAAGAAUUUAAAACAAUUCGUCGACAACGUCGUUUGUCAAAAACUUCGGAGACCUUACUCAUUCCGUCAAGUAUUCAAGCAAUACUUGAUUUAAUGCAAGAAAAAACUGAAUGUUUACGACGUGAUAUUAGUGUGGAACAAUCGUUAGUAGAUCGUUGUGAGUUUAUUGAUCAAAAAUGUCAAGAUGCUUUUGACAAUUAUUAUGGUGAUGAGACAAAACUUGUUGAAGAAAUUCAAAAGCUCCAUCUGAUUACUAGACGAACACAAUUAAAACAAACAAACGAAACCAACAUUUGA
Messenger RNA from Adineta ricciae, 843 nucleotides. NCBI's taxonomy places the organism in Eukaryota, Metazoa, Rotifera, Eurotatoria, Adinetida, Adinetidae. The record is from the annotation of a GenBank genome assembly.